Vigna unguiculata (cowpea) is the source of this 1308-nucleotide messenger RNA. RefSeq names its product aspartic proteinase CDR1 pseudogene. NCBI's taxonomy places the organism in Eukaryota, Viridiplantae, Streptophyta, Magnoliopsida, Fabales, Fabaceae. The record is from RefSeq and is a predicted model, not a curated record.
AUGGUUCCAUGUCAUUCAUAUUUUGUCAUUCUUUUGUUAUUUUUUCACAACAUUUCCUCCUCAAAAUCUCUUAAAAGUGGAUUCAGUGUGGAACUGAUACACCGUGAUUCACCAAAAUCACCCUUUUAUCGUCCCACAGAAACUCAUUUCCAACGAGUUCAAAAUGCCGUUCUUCGUUCCAUCCAUCGCGCAAAUUACUCUACACCAGAUUCUUCGCAUGAUGUUGAGACCACUGUAAUACCAAGUUCAGGAGAAUUCCUGAUGAACUAUUCAGUCGGAACUCCACCAUUCCAAACCCUUGGUGUAAUUGAUACUGGUGCCAACACCAUUUGGAUGCAAUGUCAACCUUGUAAGAACUGUUACAAACAAAACACACCCAUAUUUGAUCCUUCAAAAUCAAGCACAUACAGUAGAAUCCCUUGUGUUGCUGCUGAAUGUCUCACUGAGCAAAUUGCCUUUUGCAAUUUUAACAACGGGAAGAAGCACUGUGCAUAUAAAGCCAUCUAUGGUGAUGAAUCAGUUUCAGAAGGAGAUAUAAGCUGGGACACCAUUACUCUAACUUCGAGUAGUGAAGAUAUUCCUGUAGCAUUUCCGAAAGCUGUGAUUGGAUGUGGACAUAACAAUGUUGGGCUCUUUGAUAAGCAAAGCUCUGGCAUAGUUGGCCUUGGAAAUGCACCUCUCUUACUUGUAUCUCUUUUAAGACCUAGAACAGGUGGAAUAUUUUCGUAUUGUUUCACGCCAAUGUAUGAAGGAGAUGUAAAACCUAGUUUUCUCCAUUUUGGAGAUCGUGGUGAGGUUUCUGUUAAAUCUGCAGUUCCAACCCCUAUAAUCGUAAACAGUGCAGUGCCAUUCAAGUACUACUUGGUGAUGGAAGCAAUGAUUGUGGGAAGCAAGAGAAUAGAGUUUCCGAGAAAUGGUGAAGAAGGAAACAUCUUACUUGACUCAGGGACAACACUCUCUUUUUUGCCAGAUGAGGUUUACUCAGCUUUGGAAGGAGAAAUGGUAAAUGCAGUGAAUUUAGUGCGUACUGAUAGUCCAAUGAAACAUUUGAAGUUGUGCUACGAAGUUACAUCUGGUCGGGAAUAUCAUAUACCGACGGUGUUUGCACAUUUUAAAGGUGGUGCAGUUGUGGAAUUGCAUUCUAGCAACACAUUUAUGAAGGUGAGUGAAACUAAAAUAUGUUUGGCUUUCAGUAGACGUUCAAAAGCUAUCUUGGGGAAUUUGGCACAACAAGACAUCUUGGUUAGCUAUAACACAGAACAGAACACAGUGACCUUUCUCAACACAGAUUGUACCUCGGAGUUAUAG